AUCUCCACCAUGGACAAGAACAGGCGUCUCCAGCACGCAACGCUUAUCAAGCACUCGUCCUUGCUGAAGUUCAGUGUUGCCCACUUGAACACUGCCUAUCGCAUCAGCUCCUCCUCGAACUUGGUGGGUUCUGUUAAAAGAAUCGAGAAGAGAUUGAGGGUUGCAGCUAAAAAAACCGGUCUGCUCAGCAACGAUGUCAGUGGUGAUGCUCAUCAGGACACCAGCAGUUGUAUCAAGGUCAAUGGAAUGGGAAAAGCUACAAUGAAGGUCUUGCAGGUGGGAAACAUCUUCAUUCAAAAGGGCUAUAAAGUUCAAUUCAGGACAUUGUCUAUCCAGCUACUAGAUGAGUUUGAAAUCACUCUUCCCAAGGACAAUAAGAAAAAAGAUGAUAAAAAGGAUCAUAGUGAUGAGAUCGACAUGGAAGUCGAUGAUGACGGGCAUCUUUGUGGAAAUGAAAAAAAUGGUGGUUAUGAUGAUGGUGACAAUGAUGACAAUGGCAAUGAUGAUGAAAGUGACAACAACGACACUCCCGAAAAUGUAUUUCAGAAAAGGUUUGUAAGUGGACUAGAAUUAAAAAUAUAUAUAAAGUUUUAGAUUAGAAAUUAAAACAUAACUCUUCAAUAAAAUCAGAAAAAACAACAAUUCAAACAAAAAUGAUACCAUCCUACAUGGAAAAUCAUUUAAUAAACUGCGAUGUAAUUGUUGAUUCUUUCUUUUUGAUUUUGAGCAAUACAUUCUGCAAUCCAAGUAAUAUUACGAACCUCUUGCUCUCUCGAUUUGAUCCAAGACCAAAUAGUACUCACUGAAAAUUGUUGAGCAAAUGCAUCUCGGCACAAAUCCAUCUCUAGUUGAUAGAAAUGAUCCUCUAAUGUCUUAUCACUAGAAUUCAUACUAUCAAAGAAUCCUUUGUAUUCUCCAACUUGUUCCACUGCAAUU
Molecule: messenger RNA, 936 nt
Organism: Ascoidea rubescens DSM 1968
Lineage: Eukaryota; Fungi; Ascomycota; Saccharomycetes; Ascoideales; Ascoideaceae
Gene: POP7
Product: ribonuclease P/MRP protein subunit POP7
Exons: 1
Coding region: 10-594 (194 amino acids)
Biological process (GO): intronic box C/D snoRNA processing; nuclear-transcribed mRNA catabolic process, RNase MRP-dependent; rRNA processing
Cellular component (GO): nucleolar ribonuclease P complex; ribonuclease MRP complex
Molecular function (GO): RNA binding
Source: RefSeq, a predicted model, not a curated record